Contarinia nasturtii (swede midge) is the source of this 920-nucleotide messenger RNA. RefSeq names its product glutaredoxin 3 (gene Grx3). Bases 148 to 801 code for a protein of 217 amino acids. The transcript has 2 exons. Lineage: Eukaryota; Metazoa; Arthropoda; Insecta; Diptera; Cecidomyiidae. The record is from RefSeq and is a predicted model, not a curated record.
UGACAUUUCAUAACCUUAAACCCAAUUGUUUCAUUGGUUAGUCUAGUUAACAAAAUCGUUUAUUUAGUCAAUAAUUGACUGAAAACGUACGCUUUUUAGUAAAAUUUACAUUCUUAUACAAUAAAAAUAACUCCAUUGGCAACUAUCAUGUCGGUGAUUUCAGUGAAAGAUGUAGCGCAAUACCAAAAAUUAAUUGCGUCAGAAAAGGUCUCGGUGGUGUUAUUCUCAGCUGACUGGGCCGAACAGUGCUCGCAAAUAUUAGAUGUCAUGAACGAUUUGAGUAAAAAACCAGACUAUGCAUCUGCGCUACAGUUCCUCAAUGUGCCCGCCGAAGAUUUAUCCGAGCUAUCGUUGAAGCACCAAAUUGAAGCCGUUCCAACAGUGUUGUUUAUUCGUAGCGGUUCAGCCGUAGAUCGUAUUGAUGGUGUUGACAUCGCUGCGCUGUCAUUGAAGUGUAAAUCGUUUGUGGAGAAAAAUGGUGGCGGAGAUUCAAAAGAAAGUUUGAACGACCGUCUGAAGGCCUUAAUCAAUCGUGCAAAGGUGAUGAUUUUCAUGAAAGGUGAUCGAAAUACACCACGCUGUGGUUUCUCUAAGCAACUCAUACAAAUUGUCAACGAAACAAAGGUUCAAUACGAUACAUUUGACAUUUUAACCGAUGAAGAGGUGCGACAAGGACUAAAAGUUUAUUCAGACUGGCCCACAUACCCACAGGUUUAUGUGGGCGGUGAGCUGAUCGGUGGAUUGGACAUCAUCAAAGAAUUGGUAGCAAACAAUGAACUCACCUCAACAUUGAAUGGAUAAAACCAGAUAUCCAUAAUACAAUCAUUUUCAUUUUGCGAAUUGCUAACAAUUUUCAUAACGCUACAUCGCAUAAGUUCCAAUGGUAACAAUAAAAACUAACACACAAAUUUAAACUCAAA